UGAAUAGUGGACGAGAACCUUUGAAUGGGACGGAGGGUGUACUUUUUUUAGUACAUGGGCUUAAGUGACGGAUUAGAAAUAGUAGAAAAACUUAUUUGACUCCUUUUCCAUUUUUUAUAAUUGUGUCAUCAAUCUUCAUAAAGGGGCCAACACUAUGGAUUGAUUUGACUCUGAUAUCAUGAGAAUUACUUUAGGAUAGUAAAGUUGUUUAUUCAUUAUGUAACAAAGGUAUAAAUACACAAUCCGUGCACUUGGGCCUUAAACAAGACUACAAGAGCCCUAUGUGAAUAUACAAUAAACCUAGCUAAGCUAAUAGGAAUAAUAAAAAUAAUAAUAUAAAUUAUAUAUACAUAAUAUUCCUUAACACGUAGUUCUGUUACGAGUUGGCUUGUGUUUCUUGGAUACUCUCUGAUAUCUUGGAAAAUCAAGAAACAACAUACAACCUCUCGUUCUUCUGCCAAGGCAGGAUAUCGGUCUAUGGCCUCGGCUACAUCUGAACUCAAAUGGGUUAAAGCGCUCUUGCUUGAUCUCGGUAUCGAUCAUCCUCAAUCUAUGCCGUUGUUUUGUGACAGUAAAUCCGCUCUUCACAUUGUUGAGAACCCGGCUUUUCACAAACUAACUAAACACAUUUAAGUGGAUUGUCAUUAUGUUCGUGAUGAGGUUCAAGAUGGGACAAUAUGCACUUCACAUGUAUCUACUACAAAACAACUUGCCGACAUCUUCACUAGCUAAGAUCUUGGGCGCCGGGUAGUUUCGUUUUCUACUCAGCAAGUUGGACAUUUCUUAUCCGCAUGCUCCAAAUUGAGGGGAGUGUUAAGGAAUAUUAUGUAUAGUUUGUAUUACUAUUUGUAUUGUGAAAGAAUGACAAGAAUAUUAUUUAGGGAGUUUAGAUGGACAAAAAUAUCACUAUUAUUUCUCUAGAAAAACUUAUUUGACUCCUUUUCCAUUUUCCCCGUCCGUCUCUUUGCGCCUUCACCAUACCCACACAGCUUUCCUUCUCUGCGCCUUCUCUUCUCCCCUCCACCGAUCGACGAAGCUCUCCGCCGCCAUAUCCCCAUAGAGCCCCCCUUCUAUUUCUUCAUUUUUCGGUCGGUGGAAGGCAACGACAAUCAAAUACGAAACUGUUCACCAUUUCGGAAUCCAGAUCUAGAAUGGCUAGGGUUUCUUAAUUGGAUUGUGAUGGCUAAUGUUACUGGGAAGGGCGGGGAAGUGGUGCGCGGCGGCUACGGCUGAUUGGGGGUUGAGACGACUAGGUUUUUUCUCACAUGGUGCGGGAAGGGACGGUGGCCGGGGUUUAGGGAAGAGGCAGCGGUGGAGAUGACAGGCCUGGCUGCGAACGGGACUGAAAUUAAAAUGAGGGAUAAGGGAUGGGUUUCCGGCAAGGUCUGGGGGCAGUGUGACAGAGAGGAGGUUGGGGAAGGGGCAGGGGAGGUGGCUGGGAGUGGCAGUGACAGAGAGGAGGUCGGGGAAGGAACUGGAGAGGUGGUUGGGGGUGGCAGUGACAGAGUAGGGGUUAGGCUGAGGGCUGUGGAGGAGGGUCUGUGGAGGUGGAUGGAGGAUGGGGAUGGGCUGGGGAGUCAGGGUAGCUGGGGAGUCACUGCCUACCACAAUGGCGGUCCAGGCGUCCAGCCGGAACAGCCUAAGGGGCCGAGGCUGUCGGACCAGGGGAGGAUGGAUGUAAGGUUUCAGAGUUGGGCUGGACCGUGGGGGGGGGGGGGGGGGGGGGGCAGUGGCGGUGGCCGACCGGAGUAGUGGUCGCGAUCGUGGUGGGGAGGGGCAGUGGGGAGGGUGCAGGUGUGGGGCGAUGCGGCGGUGGGCACCGGGCCAGAUGGCAAUUAGCCACUGGUUUUGGGGUGCUGGGUGGGGAAUGGGCAAGGCGGUCUACGAGUGUCGGACAUACUGGUGUGAUGGUCGUGUUGGCGGCGUGGUAGGUGGCGGCAAGAGAUGGGCACUAGCCGGCCGUGGAGGUCACUAUUUUCCGGAAAAAGUCACCUGAAAAUUUUCCGACGAUCAUAGUGACACGAUUUACGACAACGGUGACGUCCAAAAGUGACACGAAAGUCGGUAGUGACAUUCAAAAGUGACAUAAAAAUCUGGAAGUGACAUAUGAAAGUGACAUAAAAUUUUUGCAGUGACAUCAUGUUUUCCAAAUAUAUGACCUUCUUAGUCACAUUUUUGUUUUUUUUCAAAAGUGGUCACAUUUUUGGUAAUUGACUUUAAAUUAGUACUACCUCAGUCCCAAAUUGUAAGAUAUAUUUACUAUUCACUUGGUCAACAUAAAUCACUUUUAAUCUUUUACUUUAUAUAUCAAAAGUUUAUGAAAUUUGAAUUAGUUUUUGCAGGUUUUGUAGCGG
This is a messenger RNA of Cuscuta europaea, 2354 nucleotides long. The record is from the annotation of a GenBank genome assembly. Lineage: Eukaryota; Viridiplantae; Streptophyta; Magnoliopsida; Solanales; Convolvulaceae.